UGGCAGUAAGAUCAAUUAUAUUUUGUGAAGCUCACAGUACUCCGUAAACAAUUCCUAGACAUUAUGAAGCUAUCUUGAAGCUUUCUUGCUUAGCAAUCCAUCUUUCUCUCGAUUCCUAUUCCUCCGUGAUGAGCUGCAUGCAUCAGAUCCGGUGACCUCCCAAAUGGCCUCGAGAUUCCCCUAAAGAACAAGAACGCCGUAUAAGUCACCAUGUUCUCGACAAUCGCGAAUGCGCCGGCGAAACAGUCCGUAGGCGAGACAAUUGCGGUUCUGAGUGGUCGCCUGAAUUCUGCGACACUUCUCGAGGACCGACGAGCCGCCAUUCUCGGCCUCCGGAGCUUUGCGAAAGAUUAUCCUGCAUCUGUGGCUUCUGGCGCCCUGAGGAGCUUAAUCGGGAGUCUUUCAAACGAUGGCGAGGAUGUGGACACAGUCAAGGUGGUCCUUGAGACCCUCCUGAUGCUCUUCAAUCCUAAUCAGAACAGUCCCGAAGCCUCAGAAGACAUAGCAUUAUGGCUGGCCGACGAGUUCACCCAGCGACAAGAGAACGUGACGCUGCUCCUCGACUUCCUCGAAACCAACGACUUCUAUUCGAGGUUAUAUUCACUGCAACUUCUUGCAGCAGUGCUGUCAGCACGCGCUGAUAGAACCGAGGCUUGCGUAUUCGCAGCUCCUCUAGGAAUUUCAAGUCUGGUAGCUGUCUUGGACGAUCGGCGAGAGGCGGUUAGAAACGAAGCCGUAUCUCUCUUGACAUACUUGACACCCACAUCACCGGACAUACAGAAGGCCGUGGCUUUUCAGGGGGCAUACGGGAAGAUAUUUGCGAUCAUCUCCGCCGAAGGUGGUUUGUCUGAGGGCGACAGGAUCGUUGAGGACUGUUUAGUGUUACUGGUAAAUCUACUUCGGCUAAACACGUCCAACCAAUACACAUUUCGCGAAGAAGGAUACGUAGCCCAGCUGUCGCAGCUGCUCAAAACCACAUACGACCUCGCAAAAGACGCAGAAGAGGUGGCCCAAUGGGCGCAGCAGCAGGGAAACCGGAACACGUAUGCUUUACUUGCUAUUGUUCGGUUGUUUCUUUCGCCAGGUGAAAAGGAGACGGCCUUGAACCAGAAAGCCUUCUGGCAACAUGGAGUACUAUACCAUGCUCUACAGCUAGCGUUUGCCCAGGCGUCAGACAUCUCGAUACGCGCCGAAGCGCUAUCAGGCUAUAAAAGUGGAAGUGACGAGACUGCUAAUGUCCUCACGACGCUUCUGCAGCCAACAGCUCUGGCAUCUAGCGAUCCAUACCGUCAUUGGUUUGCGGCCGUCGUAUUGUUACAUCUGCUACAUGAAGAUGAGGACACUCAAGAACCAAGGGCCAAGAAAUUAGCCAUGUCUCUUACCGACGGCGAUGCUGACAGCGGCGAAGAAGUUGUCACAGCAAUACAAACCAUUACAGCACAUUUACUCAGUGGCAUGAAGUCAGAUAUUGAUGAGCGAAUAAUCGUUGGAUACUUGAUGUUGCUCAUCGUUUGGUUGUGGCAUAAUCCAGAUGGAGUGGCCGACUUCCUGGGAGAGGGCAGCCAUCUUCAAGGACUCACUGAGGUUGUUCAAAACCCAAAGAGCAACGCAGUGGUCCGAGGCUUAUGUGCAAUGCUCUUGGGCGUUAUUUACGAAUACUCUACCAAAGAUUCCCCAAUUCCGCGUGCGUCUUUGCAUGAUGCUUUGCUCACCCGCAUGAGCCGGGGGAAUUACCAAGUAUCUCUACGGGACCUCCUCAGACAUCCCCUGAUCAGGGAUUUUGACCUGAUCCCUCAGAAAGCAGACGAUUCUGGUGAGUCACCGGAAGUCUUCUUCGAUGCUACGUUUGUGGAUUUUUAUAAAGACCACUGCAGCUACGUCAUCCGCGCAAUCGACACAGAUCCUGCCAUUGAAACGUCCGUAGUGAUCAAUGGUGAAGAAAAAGGUGUUUCUCGUCAACUUGUCGAUGAUUUACGUGCUGAACUUGAUGCCGCCCGAGCAAAGCAAGACGAGUAUUACCAGAACUGGCAGUCUACGCUUGUUGAUGGCACAAGUUCAAGUCAACAGCUCAACCAGCAGUUGCAGAAUGCAGUAGGAGAGGUUACAAGGAUCAAAGGUCUCAACGAGGCUCUGCAUCGAAACCACGAGGAGGAACAACUCAAGUCGACUGAAGAGCAGGCAACGGCCAAAACAGCUGAGAUACAAAGGCAACUGGACUACGUCAAGAAGACGUCAGAAGCCGAAGCUGCACGGAAAGAGAGACGUACUGGAGCUGAGAUCGCAGACCUACGUGCUACGAUUAGUCGCUUGGAAGUCGAUCUUUUGAAGGCAAACAAGCUUCAUACGCAAGAACUACAUACUGCCAAGGAAGAGGCUACAGCUGAAGCCGCCAAAGUCAAGGAGGCUGAAAAGCGGGUUCAAGAUGUGCAAGCCCAGUUGAAACAUGCGCAAGAAUCGGCAACAGAGCUCCAACAAGCCAAGGCUCAAACGAAACACCAAAACAACGAAGAACUCGAGAAACUCGCGAAGAAGGACGACGAGGUGAGGCAAAAGGAAGCUCAACUCAAGGCCAAGGAUGACGACAAGGCGGCUACGCAGACGGAGUUGGACGAUCUCCUCAUGGUCUUCGGUGACCUUGAGGAGAAGGUUGAGAAGUAUAAGAAACAAGUAGAACAGCUUGGCGGGACAGUAUCAGAAGACGAAGAUGAAGACGACGAGGACGAGGACGAGGACGAAGAUGACGACGAAUCGUCCGACUCCAGAGAAGAGGAUGAAGAGGGCUGGGAUGAUGUCGACCAAGACGAGGAGGAAACCCAGCAGGUCAUUUCCCUGCUCGACGACAAGGUAUUCCCGGAUGUUCUGUCCAUGUUAGACUACUGCAAGGAGAAGCACAGUUUCGACUUUCUGGCUCUACGACAGAAGCUGCAGCUGGAUUUCCAUGGCUGUGUCAAGUUGGUUAACUAUAUCCGCUCGCGGGUCCAUGAAGGGCAGGCCGUAACUGAGGACAUAUCGAAAUCCGAUAUUGAGUCAGACCAAUACCUGAAGCCGGUCCUGGACGACGAUGCCGUCAUCAUCGGGAUUUUCGAUCUUCCGGAUGUCGUGCCGGAGGCUGCACCUUCGUCCGCACAGGCACAAGACGCCUCCGUGGUCGACGACCUGCUCAAGCGCAACACGGAGCUUCAGGAGAACCUCCUGCGCGUCACUGCCCAGUUCGAGAGCUACCGCGCCACCGUCUCCGAGACUCUGGACCAGCGCUGGGGCGACGCCGAUGCCGCGGAGGCGGAGGCCAAGACUGCCGGCAAGGAGGUAGCCGGCCGGAAGAAGCCAGAGGAUGCAUCGCAUUAUUACUGGGAGUCAUAUGCUGGAAACGAUAUUCAUGAGACCAUGCUCAAGGACAAAGUCCGCACCGAGGGCUACCGCGACUUCAUCUACAACAACAAGCACCUCUUCGCGGGCAAGACGGUGCUGGACAUCGGCUGCGGCACGGGCAUCCUGUCCAUGUUCUGCGCCAAGGCGGGCGCGGCGCAGGUCAUCUCGGUCGACGCCAGCGACAUCAUCAACAAGGCGCGCGAGAACGUCAUCACGGCGGGCCUGUCGUCGACCAUCACGCUGAUCAAGGGCAAGAUGGAGGAGGUGGUGCUGCCCGUGGACAAGGUGGACAUCAUCGUGAGCGAGUGGAUGGGGUACUGCCUCCUGUACGAGGCCAUGCUGCCCUCGGUCCUCUACGCGCGGGACCGGUACCUCCGGCCCGACGGCCUGCUGGUGCCCAGCGCCUGCAACAUGUGGGUGGCGCCCGUGGCGGACCCCGAGUACGUCAUGGACAACGUGCACUUCUGGCGCGACGUCUACGGCUUCGACAUGAAGGCCAUGCAGCCCGGCAUCUGGGACGAGGUCCGCGUCCUGCACUGGCCCAAGGACACCGUCUGCGGCCAGCCCGCCGGGAUCAAGCUCCUCGACCUCUACACCAUCAAGGCCGAGGACCUCACCUUCUCCGCCACGUGGAAAUCACAGCUCACCCAGGACAUCGAUGCGCUCGACGGCCUGCUGGUCUGGUUCGACAACUUCUUCGCGCCGACGCGCGACGGCCAGGAGGUCGAUAUCAACUCGGUGGCCGACGAGUGGGUCAAGGGAAACAAGGACCGCGUGGCCUUCACGACGGGCCCCUUCAACACCGAGACACACUGGAGGCAGGGAUUCCUGAUGGCCAAGUACAAGGAGGGCGAGUCGACGGCCUUCAAGAAGGGCGACGUGAUCGAGGGAGAUAUCACGUUUGCGCCCCCUGAGGACAUGCCCAGAGGGUUGAUCAUCAAGGCGAACUGGAACACAGAGGGCCAGGACAAGAAGCACAGUCAGUCUUGGGAUAUGCGAUAA
Messenger RNA from Truncatella angustata, 4371 nucleotides. RefSeq lists its product as uncharacterized. The coding region runs from base 211 to 4371 and encodes 1386 amino acids. Gene Ontology annotation, biological process: vesicle fusion with Golgi apparatus; intracellular protein transport; peptidyl-arginine methylation. Gene Ontology annotation, cellular component: Golgi stack; ER to Golgi transport vesicle membrane; Golgi membrane. Lineage: Eukaryota; Fungi; Ascomycota; Sordariomycetes; Amphisphaeriales; Sporocadaceae. The transcript has 9 exons. The record is from RefSeq and is a predicted model, not a curated record. Gene Ontology annotation, molecular function: protein-arginine N-methyltransferase activity.